Molecule: messenger RNA, 1522 nt
Organism: Hippoglossus stenolepis (Pacific halibut)
Lineage: Eukaryota; Metazoa; Chordata; Actinopteri; Pleuronectiformes; Pleuronectidae
Product: transmembrane protein 182
Exons: 5
Coding region: 188-955 (255 amino acids)
Cellular component (GO): membrane
Source: RefSeq, a predicted model, not a curated record
ACAUUUAUUUUCAAUCAGCCGCUUCAUGUGGAAGAGGAAACACGGUUUAGUCACAGAAACCGGAGUAAAUCUUUAUUUACUCGGCGUGUUUGAACAUGGAGGCAAAGACAGACAGAGUGAAGAAAGAGGAAAAGAGACUUUCUCUGUGAAAGGAAGAGUCUGGACAGACAGAGCAACAGACUGAGACAUGUCUCCUGCAGAGAGGAUGAAGCUUCUCCUCUUCCUGGCCUCGUUCUUUGGAGCUGUAGGACUUCUGCUCACGCUGCUCUGCUGUGGGACCGAGUACUGGCUGCUGGCUGCCGAGUCCUGCAGCCGACCAGAGGACAGACGGGAGACUGGAGGAGACGAGAUGAGGAUCUUUCACGAGGGCUUGUUCUGGCGAUGUUCCUUCGUGGUCACUUCACAUGAGUUCUCUGUGUGGGACCUUUGGAUCUCCAAUCAGCCAUCGGCAAAGAUUUGCCAGGCGGCCUUCCUCUUCCCAUUUCCUGUGAACGAGCCAAUGAGAUCACAGAUGGACACACUUCCUCCUGAGCCAUAUGAACAUCACUCUGCCAUUGUUUUCAGGACUUUCUGGAGCAUCUUCCUCGUCUCCGGUUUGGCGUCUGUCGUCACAGGUGGAUUUGUGCUCAUCUGCGCCGGCUCGUUGACCAAUCACAGACUCCUUAGAGCUGGUGGGGCCCUUCAGCUCUGUGGGGGCCUGUGUCUGCUGGCCGUGCUGUUGAUGUACCUGAUGUGGGUCCAGGUCCUGGACACUCUGGAGCAGUUUGUCCUCCGUCAGAGUGUCUCCGUCUGUCCCUCCUUCCACCUCAGCGUCCAUCACGGCCCCUCCUUCCUCCUGGCGCCAGCAGCCGUCUUCUUCUGCCUGCUCGCCGGCCUGCUCUUCGUCCUGAUUGGCCGGAUUGUUCGGCGAGACCAGAAAAAGGACAGAGUCCCUGAACCUGAAACCUCGGUGUAGGAUCCACUCUAUCCGGACUGAAGCUGUGAUUGACAGGAGGUCACUCAGCGAGGACCAAACAUCACAAAUGUGGAUCUCUCCCUCCGCUGAAGAUAAUUGGAAUCCUUAAUUGGAGACUUGUCAUGAUAAAUAGUUUUUCUAAUCUAUUUAACAGAUCCCAUUGUGAUUAAUACCCAGAUACACUCGCUCUGAUUUGAUUAUAAUUGAUGAAUCAGUUCUGACAAUAACGUGGCGUGCAGGCGGCUGCUGGGCGGCUGGGCGGCUGGUGUGCACGCUGAAGGAUGGAGCGGGCUGAGAGUGAGCGGAGCUGCCUGUCACUGGGACGUCAGGCUGAAGCACACUGGGUCACAGGGAUGGAGAUGAUAAUAAAUUAAACUGUCAUAAUCCAUUUUCUGACAGGAGGCCACUUCGGAGGUGUGUAAAACACUGAGCGGUCACUAGAGGACAGUGUUGUCUCAGGUUAAAGUGACUUAUGACAACAUCAGAUCAGGCCUGUGGACGAUAUGUGUGAUAAGUGAUGGUUGGUUUGAAUUCUCCUGGCAAAUUAAAGACAAGGACUUUUGUGUU